AUGCGCCUAUCGUACAGCGAGCAGCUGAUUGAGCUCGAUCAGCAGCGGCGUGCGAAGGCAUACGGGAGGGAUGCAAGGCGCUUUCAUCUCAAGCUUCUGACUUUCACUAGCGCGCUGUUGUACCUCGGGGCACGUGUCGCGGCGUGGAUAUACCCCCGGUCAGUUUCACACACUUGGGUGGAUAAUGUGCUGGUGGAAGUCGUCGAAGAUGAUGGAGUGGAGCGUGUGUGCAGCAUUCUCGGCUGCGUCUUUGCGGCCUCUCUGAUUCUGCUAUCCUUUCUGACGCUAAGAGGCGGGGGGGCGCGUCGCAACUCGUCGCGUCUCGUACGUGGCCCUCGCGCUGCUGGUGACGGCGGCCAUAGGGUGAAGGAAUGGCCAGCACCCUUCUCGUCGAUUGCUGUCCCUGCAUCAGCGCAGUUUGGCGGUCUACCAAAAGUAGAUGCUCUCCCCACUGCGGCAGCGGGCGGUGCGCGACAGUUGCGAGUUCAUCAAAAUCACCCACUUCAACAGCAGCAGUCGAUUCGCUCGGAGGCUGAGCUCAAGCGCUUUCUCGCCUCGAAGGGCUUGGCUGGUGACAAGGGCAGUGAGGCCCCGCGGAGCGCCGCUACUGUAGCGGCCCCUGUUUCUACGGCAACGCUCUCCGGCCAUGGCGUCACUUCAGCGGCAGCUAGUGGGGAAGCUGUGUUUAGUGGGCCAUUAGUUGGGGCCGCCAUCGCGGCGGAGCCAUCAGAUGGUAUUCGCGUACAGUAUCUUGGUGGUGCUGAGAAGCAGACUGCGGCGCAGCCGGUAGAGACGGAAUGGAGUGGUCUAGGCAUUCUCAGUGCCGACCGCUCACUCCUCAAGGCGCGCAGGUGGCUAUCGGAUCUCUGCCAGGAACUGGCGGAUGAGACGGCCGUCUGCGAUCGCUGGUUCGCGGAGCGUCAGAUCAGCUCCUUUGACACCAUGCAUUGCCUGCAAGAGACCAUCCCAGUACCCCAGCCAUCUGCUGCAGCGACUCUCGGCGCUGGCAACACAAAUCUGCUGGCCCCGACAACACCGACGGUCCUGCGCAAACUCGACGCUCUUUUGAACGAACGGCAGAAGCUUGCCGGUCAGGCGCAGAAUGUACAGAAUUUUGACGCCAUUCUUCACCUUGACCAACGCCUUUCACUAGAGGCGAAACUCGAUCCGUCCGGCACCUUCCCAGCCGCGUCGCCUCUUUCGGUGGCGGAGCAGCAGGCUCAGCGGCAGUACGUCAUCAAGCGACUGCGCACCUUUGCGUCCCAGAAGACGCUCGCCUCAUACCGACACAACCACGGUGAUGCAGACCUCUGGCGGGACGGCUUCCCCACCGACGCCCAUCUGCUGAUUCACAUUGUUCGCGUCUGCGUCGACGGUUUUGCCAACUACGUGAAGUUCCCACAUCAGCCGAUGAACCCGCAGCAGGACCUAGCGAUAUUCGUUGGUGACACUGGGGAGCCGUACUUUUACGUGCGGUAUCGUAGCGGGGCGAAUGACAAGACGUACGCGACGCACCAAGGAGUAAACUCCCUCUUUGAGGCGGUGUUGAUCUUCGCGGCGAUCGUGCGUGCGUACCACAAUGACUCGUACGGUGGGAUAUGGGGCGUGAUGGACUUGUCCCGCACAGGCCUGCUGAGUGUGCUAUAG
Molecule: messenger RNA, 1647 nt
Organism: Trypanosoma conorhini
Lineage: Eukaryota; Euglenozoa; Kinetoplastea; Trypanosomatida; Trypanosomatidae
Exons: 1
Coding region: 1-1647 (548 amino acids)
Cellular component (GO): membrane
Source: RefSeq, a predicted model, not a curated record